Miscanthus lutarioriparius is the source of this 861-nucleotide messenger RNA. The record is from the annotation of a GenBank genome assembly. Lineage: Eukaryota; Viridiplantae; Streptophyta; Magnoliopsida; Poales; Poaceae.
AUGGCGGCGGCGCUGGAGCAACUGAGCAGCAGCAAGAUGUUCGACGGCUUCAACCUCCGCUUCCGCCACCAGAGCGCCACCCUCGGCUGCGCCAUGACCUUCUCCAUCUACAUGCCCCCGUCCCCGGCGUCCAACAUACCCGUGCUGUACUGGCUCUCGGGCCUCACCUGCAACGACGAGAAUUUCAUCAUGAAGUCCGGCGCCCAGCGCGCCGCUGCCGCCCACGGCAUCGCCCUCGUCGUGCCUGACACCUCCCCACGUAUGUCGGGGUUAAAUAUUGAAGGAGAGUCAGACAGCUAUGAUUUUGGUGUUGGUGCCGGGUUUUAUUUGAACGCCACAAAUGAAAAGUGGAAAUAUUGGCGCAUGUAUGACUAUGUUGUGAAGGAACUUCCAAAAGUUUUAAGUGACAACUUUGAACAGCUUAACACUUCACAGGCAUCAAUUUUUGGGCACUCAAUGGGAGGGCAUGGUGCGCUGACAAUUUACUUGAAAAACACUGAUAAAUACAAGUCAGUAUCAGCAUUUGCUCCAAUUGCCAAUCCAAUAAACUGCCCAUGGGGUCAGAAAGCAUUCUCAAAUUACCUGGGCCCGACUAAAUCAGAUUGGGAGGAAUAUGACGCAACCUGCCUGAUUAAAAAGAACAGCAACGUUUCCACUCCUAUCCUAAUUGACCAGGGGGAUGCUGACAAGUUCCUGGCUGAGCAGCAGUUGCUACCUCACAACUUCGAGGAGGCGUGCAAGGCUGUAGGUGCUACUCUGAUCUUGCGCAUGCAGCCUGGAUAUGACCAUUCCUACUAUUUCGUGGCUACGUUCGUGGACGAUCACAUUGCGCACCAUGCUCAGUUUCUCAAGAGUGCCUGA